This is a messenger RNA of Funneliformis mosseae, 1488 nucleotides long. The record is from the annotation of a GenBank genome assembly. Lineage: Eukaryota; Fungi; Glomeromycota; Glomeromycetes; Glomerales; Glomeraceae.
AUGGAAUUAGAUAUUUUAACAAAUAUACAAAAUAAUGUGCAAUUACAAAUGUUUGCUGUAGUAACAGAUCUGGCAAAAAAACUUCCAAUCAUUGAAGAAACGAUAGGUAACGGAAUGAAGUAUACAAUUUUUGCUCCAUCAGAUCAAGCAUUUGCCAAAGUAGGAAAAUUAAGUGACGUUGCUAUCGAUAAUAUGUUAAAGUAUCAUAUCAUUCCUAAAGAGGCGAAAUCAACUGAUUUCAUUGGUAUUCAAUAUGAACCAACACUUGUUGAUUCUCCAGACUUUGUAAAGUUAACAGCAAAGGCAAAACAAAAACUUAUCAUUAAUAAUGAAGGUGAAGCGCUUACCAUUAGCAAUGGAAAUGGCGAUGUAGGAAAGGUGGUUGGUGCCGAUAAUGUCGCAAGUAACGGGAUCAUCCAAAUCGUUGACGCAAUUAUCGAGCUACCAAAAAGUCCAAUGAGCGUAAUGGGUCAAAGAAAAGACAUAAAUGGUUUUGGAAAAUUAAUCAUCGCAGCAGGCCUUGGAAACUUACUCGACGGAUUGAUAGGAGCCACAAUAUUUGCACCAUCAAAUGAAGCGUUGACAAAAGUGCAUCAUGAAUUGCUCACUAGCAACAAUUUAACACGGCUUACAAGUAUAAUUCGACAUCAUAUCGUACCAGAUAGAGUAGUUUUUUCGGGUGUAUUAUUAGAAGGAGCUUCGGACAAUUUAAAAAGUUAUGAAGGAUCUACAAUUCCGAUUUCAAAAAUAGGAAAGGUGCUUGCGAUCGAGAAAUCAGUCGUAAUUACUCCCGAUAUUUUAUUAAAUAAUGGAAUUUUACACGUGAUCGAUGAACUUCUUUUGCCACCUGGAAUUAAACUCACACCUGACGAGUCCGCAAAAUCACCACCAAAUAAUUCAAACGAUACAAACGAUUCAAAAAAGGAACCUAUUCCAUCUGAAGAUGACGGUAAUAACGGUUCUACUAUUAUCAUUGUUUCCGUAUUAGGAGGAUUUUUUGGUAUAUUCGCGGUUACCGCAUGGAUAUUAAUACAACUUAAGAGAAGACAGAAAACCAAAUUUUUUAAUAAACAUCUUAAUAAUGAUGAAAGUUUUGCUACUCAAAAUGAUAGAUUUAGUAAUCAAAGUUUUGGAAAUGUAAUUACGGGUCACGGUAAUACGAAUCAAGAAGCGAUUUCUCCUAAUGACGAUAACUCGAAUGUGAGAAAUGAUAGUAGGAGGAAUACAAACCUUGGUGCGAUUUCUCCUAAUGACGGUAACUUGAAUGUGAGAAAUGAUAAUAGGAGGAAUACGAACCUUGGUGCGAUUUCUCCUAAUGACGGUACCUCGUAUGUGAGAAAUGAUAAUAGGAGGAAUACGAAUCAAGGUGCGAUUUCUCCUAAUGAAGACACCAUGAAUUACGGUAGGAAUUCGAACCAAGGUGCGAUUUCUCCUAAUAUUGACAAUAAUAUUAUGAUGGGAAAUUAUAACAAUCGAGGCGAUGAUUGA